UCCCCAACGUUCCACAAAGAAGAUCGAUUACGAUAUACACGAAACACACACAACACCACACCAAUCAAGAUCGGAAUUCCCAUAGAGAGCUACAAUCGCCAUCGUUGCAGAAAAGCUCCUGCAGACAGAGGAAAACCCUAACGCAAAUACGAUGUGCGAAACGCUGUAGAUUGGAAGACGAGCUAGAGAGGAUCAGGAAAUAGCAGCCAGUGGCGGCAAAAAUGGGGGCGUACGCGGCGGGGGCAAUCGAAAUCCUGAACGACCGCGCGGCGUUGAUGAGGGGUUCGCUGGCCAAAGCGCAGUCCAUAACGGAAAAUAUGGUGGUGAUUUUAGGUUCCUUCGACCACCGCCUCUCUGCCCUGGAGACCGCCAUGCGCCCCACGCAGCUGAAAACGCAUUCGAUAAGAAGGGCGCACGAGAACAUCGACAAGACGCUCAAAAAUGCCGAGUCGGUUCUUGCUCAAUAUGAUCUCGCACGCCAGGCCGAGGCUAAAAUACUGAGAGGUCCCCAUGAGUUCUUGGAAAGUUACCUUGAAGCAGUGGAUCAACUGAGGAGCAUUGUCAAGUUUUUCACUGCUGGAGACAAAGGAUUUAUGAGUGGUAUUUCGGUGGUCAACCAAGCAAAUAACUUACUUGCAAAGGCUACUGGAAAACUUGAAGAAGAAUUUCGACAGCUUCUCAGCUCGUACAGCAAGCCUGUCGAACCUGAUCGUCUUUUUGACUGCCUGCCGAACUCUGUGAAGCCAUCAGCUGGAUCACCACGUGAUGGAGAAUCAGGUGGAAAGAAAAUAGCUGAGCAGAAAAGUUCAGAAACUGCUGUAUAUAAACUUCCGACUUUACUCCCACCUAAAGUUAUACCUUUGCUACGCGAGAUAGCUGUACAAAUGAUUCAUGGUGGUAAUCAAAACCAGGUCUUUGUUAUUUUCAGGGAAGCACGAUCCGCAGCACUCGAUCAAACUCUCAGAAAAUUAGGUGUCGAAAAGCUUAGUAAAGAGGAUGUACAAAAGAUGCAGUGGGAAGUUCUAGAGGCAAAGAUAGGAAGCUGGAUACACCAUAUGCGAAUUGCUAUCAAACUUUUGUUUGCCAGUGAAAAGAAAUUCUGCGAUGAGGUUUUUGAGGGCAAUGAUAGUCUUAAGGAACAAUGUUUUGCGGAAGUUACAGCCAACAGUGUAGCUGUGCUGCUUAGUUUCGGAGAAGCUAUUGCGAGGAGCAAACGAUCACCCGAAAAGCUUUUUGUCCUCCUCGACAUGUAUGAGAUAAUGCGGGAACUUCAGCCUGAGGUGGAUACCAUAUUCGGAAAUAAAUUAUGUACUGAAAUGCGGGAAGCUUCUUCUUCACUCACAAAACGAUUAGCGCAGACUGUUCAGGAAAUCUUUGGAGACUUCGAAGAAGCAGUUGAAAAAGACGCCACAAAGACUGCUGUUCUUGAUGGAACAGUCCAUCCUUUAACCAGCUAUGUGAUCAACUACGUGAAGUUUCUGUUUGACUAUCACGCAACACUUCUGCAGCUUUUCAAAGAAUUCUCUACUGCCAAUGGCGAGGAGCAACUAAAAUCCAUCACGACGAGGAUAAUGCAGGCUCUUCAGAGUAACCUUGAUGCUAAAUCGAAGCAGUAUAAAGAUCCUGCUUUAACGCAGCUAUUUAUGAUGAACAAUAUGCACUACAUUGUAAGAUCUGUGCGCAGGUCGGAGGCGAAGGAUCUAUUGGGGGACGACUGGGUCCAAAUACAUCGAAGAGUUGUCCAGCAGCACGCUAGUCAGUACAAGAGGGUUGCUUGGUCCAAGAUUUUGCAGACCCUUACAAUUCAGGGCGUUGGAGAUGCCACGAGCACCGCCGGGGUCUCCCGGACAACGGUGAAAGACCGGUUCAAAAACUUCAACCUGCUGUUCGAGGAGAUCCAUCAACGGCAGUCGCAGUGGACUGUCCCCGACACCGAACUGCGUGAGUCUCUCAGGCUGGCCGUCGCCGAGGUUCUACUCCCCGCCUACCGGUCUUUCAUUCGACGCUUCGGGCCUAUGAUUGAGGGGGGGAAGAAUCCACAGAAGUACAUAAGGUAUACGCCGGAAGAUCUUGAAAGAAUGCUGGCAGAAUUUUUUGAAGGCAAGACUUGGAAUGAACCAAGGAGGUAAUUUUUUUAUUUUUUAUUUUUUAAAUCUUUAUUUGAUUUUUAAUUCAAUCUUUGUAGUUUUUUUUAGCCACCCUCUUUUCAUAUAUAUAUAUAUAAAUAUAAUAUUUGAUUGUCUUGUUGUUUUCAUAUUAUUUAAUUUCUUGAUUCCCAUCUAAUAUUUUUGUAUAAAUUUUUGA
Molecule: messenger RNA, 2304 nt
Organism: Andrographis paniculata
Lineage: Eukaryota; Viridiplantae; Streptophyta; Magnoliopsida; Lamiales; Acanthaceae
Product: exocyst complex component EXO70A1-like
Exons: 11
Coding region: 222-2129 (635 amino acids)
Biological process (GO): exocytosis
Cellular component (GO): exocyst
Molecular function (GO): phosphatidylinositol-4,5-bisphosphate binding
Source: RefSeq, a predicted model, not a curated record